AUGGGUGAACAGCUGAGCGAUCCUGUCAAAGUGAUCGAGGAUAACCAAAGCUGUAUCCAGUUCGUAACGUCAGAACGCAAGAGUCGUCGGUCCAAGCACAUUGAGGUGCGGGGACAUUUCGUGAAACAACUGUGUGAUGACGGAUGCAUCGAGUUACAGUACUGUCCAACUGAAGACAUGGUGGCUGAUGUACUCACUAAACCGUUCAGUAGUUACAAUUGCACGACGCGUUUUGCAGUGUACGAUUCGUGGGGCAAAUGGCCGUCGGGGCAGUUUUCCGGAAAUCAGUACGACUUUGGAAACUACGAUCAAUGCCGGGAGUACGUCCAUCAACAUGCCGACGUUGGGCUGAUAUCGGGACGAUACUGCAUGGUCGUAGUUGCGCAAGGAUCGGAGCUCAAUCGAAUCUUUAUCGACACUGGAGGGGUCGACGGAGCUGUAGUUGGUAUGUGUUUUCCAAGAUUCUGCGAUGGAGAAGUUUUAAAUGAGCCAGUGGCUGCCAUCUUGGAAACGGUCUACCAAAUCAGUGCAAAAGAGCUGCAGAUACAAUGCGAAGUGGAGGCUGAAGUGUCUCGAACGGGCAGAAUUAUGGCAUUAACCAUCUUUUCGUUGAUUGCAGCUUUUGUAGUCAUUGGCACUAGUUAUGAUGUAAUCUCGCGUAGUCCGAACCACAUACUCUCUUCCUUCUCAGUAUAUUCAAAUUGGUUUAGGUUGAUGAAAACUUCCAAAAUGCCUUUCCAAGAUAAGAACAAUCACGGAAAAUCCAACAUAAUCGAAUCGAUUCACGGCGUUCGAGUGUUGGCCAUUAUGUGGAUCAUCCUCGGUCAUAGCUAUAUGCUGGUGAUGUCGGCGCCGUUGAUAAAUCCAAUUGCUACUAUCGAUUGGUUGGAAUCUUUCCACAGCACAUUGAUCAUUGCCGCUCCUCUUUCGGUGGACACGUUCUUCCUUCUAAGUGGAUUGCUCACUUGCUGGAAUCUUCUGAAAGAACUAGAUCGAAACCGGUUGCUUAACGUUCCGUUGAUGUAUCUUCAUCGAUAUCUACGACUAACGCCAGUUUUUGCCGCUCUGAUCCUGUUCACGGUAGGGAUCCUACCCAAAUUCAGUUCCGGACCGCUUUGGAAUACUUCGCUGAAACUGUCAGUUGAUAUGUGUAAUCGGUACUGGUGGCCUGCACUAUUAUACGUGCAGAAUUACGUAAAUCCCGACCAGAUAUGCCUCGGACACUCAUGGUAUCUAUCUGUGGAUAUGCAGUUGUUUCUUCUGUCACCUCUACUGAUCUACCCCCUAUGGAAAUGGGGAAGCAAAGUGCUCGUACUGGUCGGCCUUCUGAUCCUCACAUCUGUAGUCUACAUUUUUGCAAUGUUCAUGAUCUACGACUUUCCAGCUAGUAUUCUAAUAACAGAUUUGACCCGAGAUAACCUCACUUAUCUGCCUACGCACACACGAAUGGGUUCAUGGAUGGUCGGACUGGUAACUGGCUUCGUUCUAUACCGAACCAAAGAUAGGGUUGUUCGUCUAUCGAAGGUCCAAAUCAUCCUGGGAUGGACCCUUUCCCUAGUGGCUCUAGUUGGAUGCAUCAUCGGUGCUCAUUACGUCAAUCAACUGGUCCCCGGAAGCAACGCCCAAAUUUUCAACGCAUUGUACGAAUCCUUUAAGCACGUCCUCUGGCCUGCAGGUGUAGCGUGGAUUAUAUUCGCUUCCAGCAACGGAUUCGGGGGUCCGGUCAGCAGCGUCCUGUCCAUGGCAAUCUGGCAACCUCUCGGUAGGCUAUCGUACUGCCUAUAUCUGCUGCAUCUGCCUAUUCAAACGAUGCUAACGGCGUCCACUAGAACGGUGCGCCAUUUCAGCGACCUUCGAGCGGUGCAUACCUUCUGGGGCGAUCUGUCGUUAACGCUAUUGGCAGCGAUUGGUUGGACAUUGUGCUUCGAAAUCCCUUUUGCGAAUCUGGAUGCACUGCUUACGAGCAAGGGUAAAUACAACUCAAUUGCUGUAUGA
Molecule: messenger RNA, 1995 nt
Organism: Ochlerotatus camptorhynchus
Lineage: Eukaryota; Metazoa; Arthropoda; Insecta; Diptera; Culicidae
Product: nose resistant to fluoxetine protein 6-like
Exons: 5
Coding region: 1-1995 (664 amino acids)
Molecular function (GO): acyltransferase activity, transferring groups other than amino-acyl groups
Source: RefSeq, a predicted model, not a curated record